CCUGUGGUGACGAGGGCAAACUUGCAAGCUUGAGUAUCCAUAACGCCAAGUACUUCCCGACGCUGCCAUGCUUGACGAAGAUACGAUAGAUUGGGACGCGCUACGAGCUCAGAGCCUUCUCCCUGGUGGAUUUGGAAAGGAAAGAACACGUGUCUGGCCAGCCCUGCUCGGAGUCUGCGUUCCGUCAGAACCUCCUCCGUAUGCAGAGGUCUCUCCAGAACCUUCUACAGACGAUCCGCCCCAUCCUGACGAGCGUCAAGUACGUUUGGACACCGACCGGAGCUUUGUGAUGUAUCCCGCAUACGAUAAUGACGAUAGUCACCGAACUAUAUUGCAAACUUCUCUCAACAGUUUGAUCGUUUCCCUCCUCAGGAAGCGUCGGAAGUUGCACUAUUUCCAAGGAUACCAUGACAUUGUCACUGUUGUCUUUCUAACUCUUCCACCAGAACUUCAGCUCCCUUGUGUAGAAAAGCUCUCCCUUCAUCGAUUGAGGGACUCUAUGGGACCCACGUUAGAGCCUGUAUUGGGACUUCUCCGGAUCGCGCGUAAUCUUCUGCGUAUCAUCGACCCUAAAUAUGCAAUGUUGCUUGAGAGCAUUGCACCCCUACCGUUCCAUGCCCUAUCAAAUCUUCUCACCCUCUUCUCACACGAGGUACCCACCCUACCCCUUAUUCAGCAUGUCUGGGAUUUUCUGCUCUGCCGGGAACCUUUGGCAGUGGUAUGGCUAGCCGUCGCUGUCAUUCUCGUCCGAAAACCUGAUGUUCUUCGAUUAGCAGAAGAAGAGGAGGAUGGCAUGAUACAUUCAGUUUUGAAUGCUCUGCCUUCACUCAGUGAUGAUUCUGGAACAGCGAACGACGUUCCCUCCGAUCAACAUACUCGAUCAGCAUCACCAGAUGAGGAAGACACGGUCACAUUCAACACAGAGGAGAUGAGGCAGCUCUCAGAUAUACCCGACGAAAACACAAGCCACGAGCUUUCUAUAGAACAACAUCAAAUGAUCGAAGAGAAACCAGUUCCCUGUUUGGCAGAGAAUGGAGCGUCCCAGAAUAUCACCGAUGGUGAAGUUGUCCAUGGAGAGACCGAUGUGACUACUGAUGCUGGCCACUCUGCUGAUACUUGGAGCAUCCAACCAUCGGAUGAUUCGCACCCCACGUUGUUCUCAGUUCAGCCUCCGGCCAUGAUUUCUCUAGAGACACUCGUCGAUAAUACUGCCGAAAUUAAUACUGACAUCCGGCCCUCACAGCCACAACUGCUCCCACCCAACCCACCGUCUCUUUCUAGACCGACAUCCCCGACGUCGCUACGUAAAUCGCGUUCUAGUUCCUGCACUGCGUCCCGUUCGUCCUCAUUACCCCCUAAAAAAUCCUGCCGGCCUCCAAUUUCACUUACGUCCCUUCUAACACACGCUGCACAGCUCCUUGAGACUUAUCCUCCCACCCUUCCCGAGCUUCGCGUUAAGGACAUACUUGGGCCUAAGAGCGUUGUGCACACGUGGAGACCUCCUCAAAAUAGUUUCUCUACACAAUGCGACAAUGAACGUGAUGACGACGUAGAGAGCUGGGUUGGGAGCCCUGAUGUUGUUGUCCCGUUUAUAGAAGAUGAAGAUAUAGAGAGCGAAAAUGAGCGAAAGACGAAGUCACACAAAGGUCCCGUCCCAAGACACCGGAAACUCGUUCUCUUUCAUCGCCUGCGUCUUCGGUUCGGACUACUCACACCCACGGAGAAACGGAUCCUUCUGUUAGGUGCGAUAGCAGCAGUUGGCCUUGCCGUUGCCCUUCGCCAGAACAGGGGCUUUUCUGAGAUGAGGAAAGGGUGGAUAGCAUGGGUAUGGGCAUUCGGCGGUGGAAUUCGGUCUAAAACUGUGGAAUGAACCGGACUAUCAAAUAUCUGUGCAUCGUAUAUCACAUAUAAUCACUGAAUAACUUGACAUUGUUAUGGAACACUUAUUGAAUCUUCAAAUCAGAAACGUCUAUCA
Messenger RNA from Suillus discolor, 1975 nucleotides. RefSeq names its product rab-GTPase-TBC domain-containing protein. The record is from RefSeq and is a predicted model, not a curated record. Gene Ontology annotation, cellular component: endoplasmic reticulum membrane. Gene Ontology annotation, molecular function: GTPase activator activity. Lineage: Eukaryota; Fungi; Basidiomycota; Agaricomycetes; Boletales; Suillaceae. The transcript is spliced from 6 exons. Bases 68 to 1870 code for a protein of 600 amino acids. Gene Ontology annotation, biological process: endoplasmic reticulum to Golgi vesicle-mediated transport; positive regulation of GTPase activity.